AGGUCCGGAUUGGGUCCGCCCCUGGCCACCUCCCCCUCCCCGCCAGAGCGCCCGGAUAAAGGUUCCGUUCCGUGCGCAGUGCGACUUGAUGCGUCGCUGCUGACAGGGGAGCAGGAGGUUAAGGCUGGGGGAAAGGCGGCAAUAACAGCCUGGCAUCGUCCGACUCCCCACCGUGGUGGGAAGGGGACUCUGGAAUUGAAGUCCCGGCGGGCGAAAUGUCGGAGGGAUGGGGAGGCCCCACUGUCCGCGGCUCCGGCGGAGGAUUAAAUCGCGAGCUGUGCCGCACGUUCGGCCACUACAACCGGCACCUAGCGAGAUUGCAGCACAACUUGCGCGAAACGAAGAAGUUCUUCCGCGACAUCAAAUACUCCCAAGGGCCCGCUGUUUUCCCCGUUGCCAAUACUGGGCCUGUCGAGGAGGAGCCGCUUCAACAACACCCCGCCCCUUCUGCCGUUGAUAGCGCCCCUGCUGGUGGGGGUGCCUCCCUGCAGUCCGGACAGCUAAGCUCAAUUGCCUUUCCCCGACUUGAGGAGGAAUAUCUCCAGCUGACAGUAAGCUGUCACCCAUGCUUAUUAAUCUUUGGUCAAAACUGUAAUGCCAAAUGCCAGUUACUCAACAUGCUCUUAGGAGAGAGACUACUACCUACCACCAAAAUUAGCAGCGAGGAGAAUUGUAAGAGACGUCGAAUUCGUUUCACACAUGGAAGACAAACACGGAUCAGUUUAGCUCUACCAGGACAGUAUGAAUUGGUUCAUAACUUGGCAGCUCAUCAAAGUAGGUGGGAAACAAUACCUGAGGAGGAUUUAGAAAUCCAUGGUGACAAUGAGGACCUGGCACAUCAGGUUGCAGAGUUGGAGGUUACACUGAAUCAUACAUUAUUACAGGAAGUGGAUAUUGUGAUAGCUCCAUGUCGGGGAUUCCAGUCAGCUGAAGUCACUUUGGGAGAAUACAUCAACAACGUUCUUCCAGUCAUCACUUUUGCCAUCAGUGAGGCUGAAUUUUCAACACUGGAUGUGAAUGAACUACAAGAGAUUAAAGAAAAAUUCUCUUUACCCAUCUUCUUUUUCAAAGUACUAGAUUUGGGGUCUCAACUAAUAUCUUCUCAAAAUGCAGAAACUGAAAAGUCAUCCCUUUUUCGGCAGCUGCUAGAUUUAGACUAUCUUAGUAGCAACCAUUGCAGUUGUGGAGCUCCUAGCACUGAUGGCAAAGCCCAAAGCAUGCUGGUAGAACAGUCAGAUAAGAUCCGUCUGUUUAGCACUUUCUCCAAACAAGUGCUACAACAGCGCUUGGUGGAUGCUGCCACCAUUUUGAACAUUGUACACUACCGUUGCUUAGAUAUCUUCAUCAACCAAGCCUUUGACAUGCAACGAGACUUGCAAAUCACUCCAAAGCGUUUAGAGUAUACACGGAAAAAAGAGAAUGAGCUGUAUGAAUCUCUGAUGAGUAUAGCCAACCGCAAACAAGAAGAAAUGAAAGACAUGAUAAUUGAAACUCUCAAUAACAUGAAAGAAGAGUUGCUGGAAGAUGCUGCUAAUAUGGAAUUCAAAGAUAUAAUCAUUCCUGAGAAUGGGGAGCCUAUUAGUUCUAAAGACAUUAAAUGCUGUAUUAAGCAAAUCCAGGAACUGAUAAUCUCACGGUUAAACCAAGCAGUUGCUAAUAAACUGAUAAGUUCUGUGGACUACUUGCGUGAGAGCUUUGUAGGGACUCUGGAAAGAUGUCUGAGGAGUCUGGAAAAAUCUCAGCAAGAUGUUUCUGUACAUAUUACAAGCAACUAUUUAAAACAGAUACUGAAUGCAGCCUACCACGUAGAAGUUACUUUUCACUCUGGUUCAACAGUAUCAAGGAUGCUGUGGGAACAGAUCAAGCAGAUAAUACAACGGAUAACUUGGGUAAGCCCACCUGCUAUCACCAUAGAGUGGAAAAGGAAGGUAGCUCAGGAUGCUAUUGAGAGUCUUAGUGCAUCCAGAUUGGCCAAGAGCAUCUGCAGUCAAUUCCGAACAAGGCUAAAUAGUUCUCAUGAAGCUUUUGCUGCCUCUUUGCGACAGCUAGAGGCUGGCCAUUCUGGUAGGCUUGAGAAAACAGAGGAUCUUUGGUUGAAGGUGCGGAAAGACCAUGCCCCUCGCCUUGCCCGUCUCUCACUGGAAAGCAGGUCCCUGCAAGAUGUUUUGUUACAUGGUAAACCAAAACUAGGCCGUGAAUUGGGCCGAGGGCAAUAUGGAGUGGUGUACCUAUGUAAUGCCUGGGGGGGACACUUCCCAUGUGCGCUCAAAUCUGUUGUUCCACCAGAUGAGAAACAUUGGAAUGAUCUUGCACUGGAAUUUCACUAUAUGAGGUCACUGCCAAAACAUGAGCGGCUGGUAGACCUUCAUGGAUCAGUGAUAGAUUAUAGCUAUGGGGGAGGUUCCAGCAUUGCUGUUUUAUUGAUAAUGGAACAAUUACAUAGAGACCUCUAUACAGGAUUAAAGGCUGGUUUGACACUGGAGACAAGAUUACAGAUUGCACUGGAUGUAGUUGAAGGGAUUCGUUUUCUUCAUAGCCAGGGGCUUGUUCAUAGAGACAUCAAACUUAAAAACGUACUGCUUGAUAAAAACAAUAGAGCUAAAAUCACUGACCUGGGAUUUUGCAAACCUGAAGCAAUGAUGUCUGGAAGUAUUGUUGGGACCCCUAUCCAUAUGGCUCCUGAACUCUUCACAGGGAAAUAUGAUAAUUCUGUGGAUGUAUAUGCAUUUGGCAUCUUAUUCUGGUACAUCUGUUCAGGACAUGUGAAAUUACCAGAGGCCUUUGAGAGAUGUGCAAGCAAGGACCAUCUUUGGAACAAUGUACGAAAAGGUGUUCGCCCUGAACGUCUUCCCAUUUUUGAUGAGGAAUGCUGGCAGCUGAUGGAAGCCUGUUGGGAUGGGGACCCUUCCCAGCGCCCUCUCUUGGGCAUAGUCCAACCUAUGUUGCAGGGAAUAAUGGAUAGACUUUGCAAAUUGUACUCUGAGCAGUUAAACAAAGGAUUGGAUGACUCCACUUGAAGACAUUAUGAAUUAAUUCACUUAUGUGAGAACCCAGGUCCCCACUUUGCCACUGGCAACUCAGUGGCUCUUUGGAACAGACCAACCAAAAAUUGAGUAUUCAGGUGAGAUGAUUGAAAUUCCACCUUUAUAUAACAGCCAGAGACUUCUAUUUUCAAUACACACUACUAAUGCAGCUUGCCAGUGCUUCUUUCUUUCUUAAAAAACAAAUUAGAAGACUGGGAAUUUAGGUUCCAGUCUGCAGGGGUUUUUACUUAUCCAUUCAGGUUCCAGUAACAGCAAAAAGCACUGUUAAGUUCAGAAGACUGGCAAUCAGCACAACUGCAUCUUAAGCUACAGUCUGCUAGCUAGAUACAUGUAUAUCAGCCUUUCUGAAUGUCACAUGUGUUAGUGUGGAUGAUCAGAAGAAAUAAGAUGGUGUCCCUUCUAAAGGGAGGAUCUUCUAAUUUUUGCAGUGUAGAGAGCUGUGAACUAAUCUAGACUUCUGAUAAUAUCUGGUAUUGUUUGUACAAUGGGAUCAAAGCUCAUAAUGGGAAAGCCUCACUGCAAGAAUAUCCCAAAGUAUCAGCUCUCUGUCGUAUGUGAACCAGAUGCUUUUGGGGAAAUCCUUAGUAAGUGAAAAUGGCCGUAUUUUAUUAUUACUAUUAAUUUACAAACUUUCUGUAAGACAGGUCCUCCACCCAAAGGCUGUUCAUAUAUAGAAAUAAAAAACCAGUAACAACUAUUGCCUGUACCCAAUGGACAACUAGAUGUUUUUAAUCAUGACAGAUUUUUCUUUUCUUUUUUCCCUUUGAAUCUAUAAAGGCAAUGACUGUUUUAAACUCUAAUAUUGACCGGCCAUUUUAAAACCGGCCAUUUUGUCAGCGUUGUAUUUUUAAGUCAUUCCUUUGAAGACUAUCUAAGGGAAACCUGUCACUUAUCUGUGGAUGUGUCUGACCAUCAUUUCCUUCUUUGGGAAUUAUUAGUUGACUGUGUUAAUCUAAGAGUCCAUUGUAGGGAGCAUAUGGGGAGAAAUGAGGGUUCUUUCCUAUGUAAUUUACAUACUCCAACAAAAAGAUUCCUUUGCACUUCUUUAUACACAAAUUAGUUUCAUAGUAUAACAAUAUUUUAAGAAGGUGUAGGCUGAAAUGCAGUGCGCCUGGCACAGGUAUAGAAAGGGACCAACUACCAAUGUUUCUUUAGCUGUUUGGAGAAUGUGAAAUAUCAUUUUCCUUCUUCUGUAUACCAUGAGACAUACGCUGGUCCCAUUGACAUAGGACAACCUGCUGUGUAAACCUAAUCAUCAUUUUUUCUAGGAGGCACCUUCUCUUGUAUAAAGCAGACAUGUGGCCUCUUCCCUAUUUAUGUAAAUCACUAAAAACAAAAGUAGCCCUGCGUGUUACUCAGUAACUAAAUAAACCUUUGUGUGUGCAAUAAGAUCAGAUACCAUGCUUUUAAAAUGACUGCUGCUUACUUUGUGGCAUCCAUUGUUCUGUGGCAGUCUAAAGUUGUUUUGGCACUUCUGUCCAUAAAUUGUAGCAUUUGGCAAAUGGAACCAGAAUAGGCAGCCAAAGCUGCCAACCUUAACACAAAAGCACCUUUUCUCAAAUAAGUUCUAAAAUUGUCACAUAUGUAUUUUUGGACCACCAUUCCAGUCACUUGACAGUAUUGCAUAUUUUAUAUCUUUUGUUUGUGCUAUAGUGACCUUGUUUAGAAGUAGAAGCAUCUUGGUCAGUAUUUUUGGAAGUAUAGAAAUAGUUUAUGUAAUAUAAAAUGAAGCUGUCUUUGAACACAUUGUGUAUAGCUUUUACCAAUCAGCUACUUUUUCACUGUUUAUCUUGUGCGUUUAAAAAAAGUAGUCGUCAAACCAUACUCUAUUGGGGCUGUCUUCUCCACUGACAUAAAAUUGGCUGUAUCACUUCUCAGUAUAAAACAUGCAUGCACUUUUCUGCUGGGAAUAUAUUUUUAUUUGUGCUUUUAUCAGCCCCCAAAUAGAUUUCGUAUCUGCUGACAUACUUCAAAGCAGAAAACAGAUGAGUGUUUUUCUUGCUAAAGAUGCUACUAGUUAAAAUACAUCAGAAUUUGAUUUGAAACAUACAUUCCAUUAGCAAGUUUGUGAGUUUUCCUAGUGUUACUACUACUAUUGUGGCAUGAGAAAUGCAGCACAUCAUGUAAACACUAAAUAUUUUCACAGCUGGAGGUAUAGGAGCAAAAUAUGUAUCAUCCAUAGUAUUGUGAUGGGUGAUAACAGCUGUCAAUGAGUAUGAAACCAAGAGUCAAAGAGAUCUGACAAAAGUAUAGUAUUAGAUCUCUCUAAAAUGCUCCAGUUAUGAUUGCUUAUAACUCCUCUUCCUGCUCCCAUUAAAACUUGGUUAAUUUUAUCACUCAAUUUUUCUGUACUCAGAAAAAUACUUUAUUUACUGUGCUGUAUUAUGCAAGGUUUACAUGUUGCUACCAACUAAAUGGCUAUAGCAGGUGCUCCAGAAGAUUGAUUUGUUAUGUAUGCAGGUCAAAGGAAAUCCAGCUAGUUUACAAAACAGAUAUAACUUCAGAAAUUAUAUGCUGGCAGGAUCAAAUUAUCUAUAUUGGUGCUAGUAAUUGAUGUUUCAUAGGUGAAACUGUUUGAAGUUGUUUCAUUGCUUGGAUAGUCAGUUUUGAUUUGGGAACUGGCCAUCUAAGUUCUGGACAAACACUACAUAGGAGUUACAUGAGCUACAUUUAAGCUUCUAAAGCAGGGCUUGAAUUCAGGGUAAGACUGUGUUGUUGUAGUGCUGAAGUGUUAUCCUUAGCUUGCUGGUGCAUUGCUCUGCCAGUCACAUUGCUAUGUAAUAAAGUGGAUUGUGGGAACUUUGGCAACUGACUUUUUUUACUGUAUCACCUCCAUCUUUUAUUGCUAGUGGCUUGAUUGUGCAAUGCACACUGUUCUAGCUUGUCUAAUUAAAAAACAAGCUCUUCCAUUUACCUUUUUUUAAAGCACUUUUGUUGGCUCUUUUUUCUUUUCCUUCCCUUCCCAUUGCCAGGGUUUGGAAAGUCAGGAGAGAUACUUGAAUCAUCAUCUUCUUCCUCUUCUUUUUCUUCCAGAGUGAUAGACUUAAUGAGAGGAACAUCAGCACUGCCUCUUUAUUUAAUGUGUUUUUGUGCUGAGCUCCUUUCAUUUUUAGAGAUAUACAUAAUGCUUUCUCUAUAUCCACUGUCCCUUAGAAGUUAUCCUUUUAAAAAUCUUAUUACUGGUUUAUUUUUUUCCAGGGAGAGAAUAAGAGCACAUUUGCAUAUGAAACUCCCUCAGGGGCUUAAAAUAGCACUGCAUUUCUUUAAUAUCUUCAUUUGGUUCUGUUAAAUUGAUGGCCAACUGUUACACUUGAUGGGGCAGAUGAAACAUGAGAGAGUUGUAUAGUUCCACUGUAAUGCUUGUAGAUUUUGUACUACUUUUUAUUUUUUAAAAAAACGGAUGUAUUAUAGUGUUAAAGACAAAGUAACAAACUUACCAAUUAUAUAGGAAAAGUGCAAUAACAUGGAAAUCCAAGAUUUAAGAACAAAUAUUUUCCUUGUAUUGUGUAAUACUAAUUACUUUUCCACUGCUGCCCCUCUCCAUAACAUGUAUUUUAAAAGAUGUGAGAAUUGGUUAAGACUUCAUUUAGUGCCAUAAUGAAGCUCUGUUUUAAUAGGUGAUAGAAUGCACUGAAGUGCUGUUACAAAAUAAAGGUUUCAUUAACAUUUUA
Molecule: messenger RNA, 6715 nt
Organism: Candoia aspera
Lineage: Eukaryota; Metazoa; Chordata; Lepidosauria; Squamata; Candoiidae
Gene: DSTYK
Product: dual serine/threonine and tyrosine protein kinase
Exons: 13
Coding region: 216-3017 (933 amino acids)
Biological process (GO): positive regulation of ERK1 and ERK2 cascade; protein phosphorylation; cellular response to fibroblast growth factor stimulus
Cellular component (GO): cytoplasm
Molecular function (GO): ATP binding; protein kinase activity
Source: RefSeq, a predicted model, not a curated record